Molecule: messenger RNA, 6148 nt
Organism: Lymnaea stagnalis (great pond snail)
Lineage: Eukaryota; Metazoa; Mollusca; Gastropoda; Lymnaeidae
Source: the annotation of a GenBank genome assembly
UACUUCGUUUAAGUGAGAAGAUUAUUAAAAGCACUGCAUUAAACAACAUGGCAGAAAAAUCAUUAAACACUUUACCUCUAUCCAGAGUAAAAACUAUAAUGAAAAGUUCUCCUGAAGUUUCAAGUAUUAGUCAAGAAGCCCUCCACUUAACAGGAAAGGCUACGGUAAACGUGUAUUAUUUCUUAAGCUUAUUAUAAUACGAUGUUACAAUGUUUAAUAGUUAAACUAAUUAAAUUUAACUACUUUACUACUUAACUAAGUCUCAUAACUACUACACUUGGACUCUUAGUACUUAGUUAGACUGGCUUAGUUUAGUGACUUAGUGCUAAGGCAGGGGCCGGGAACCUUUUUGUCUGAGAGAGCCAUGGACACCACAUAUUUUGAAAAGUAAUUCUGUGAGAGCCAUUCAUACAUUAUUGGCCGGCACUACGUACACCGCGGCGGUGUACCUAGCGAAACUAUUGACUUUGGCCUGCGUACACCGCGGCGGUGUACCUAGCUAAAUCAUGGUCUGUGGCCUGCGUACACCGCAGAGAUUUAAAGUAGCAAAACUAUGGUCUUUGCGAGUCUUUAACUUUUUUGGCCUAACCAGUAGGCCUACUUGUAGAUUUAAUGUUAUACUAGUGUUAAAACUGAAAACUAUUUAUUUAAAAUUCGUUUAUUACCUUGGGAAGAUAUUGAGUAAAAUCCACGCUUAUGUGGCAAAGUGCAUGUAAAGCAUUUCUUCUUAUUUUUGGAAGGGAGGGGGCUGGGGGGGUGUAAUGUUAAACCAUGAUUUAUUUUUAAAGUUAACCACUUUAUUCCCCCCUCCCCCAAUAUCUUGAAAUACAAAUAUAUUUAUUAAUUGUAAGUUUUAUCAUAUGAUUGUGAAUCUUAAUUUGAAAUUAUUCUCUCAUGCCCACCCCCCCCCCGUUGUUUGUUGUUGUUGUUUUUUUUUUGUUUUUUUUUUGGGGGGGGCAUUAUAAAUAUAACAUUGUAUGUGAUCCCUCGGGCAUGGUGUAAAAAUGAAUUGGAAGACAGUGAAUCUAUUUUGUUAGCACCAAGAUAUAAUUACGCCACAAAUACACUACGGGAAGAGAAUCACAUACUCAUACAUUGAUCAUGAAGUCGUGAAGUUAAAGUAGUCCGAGGCAUUGUCAUUGUGACACCAAGCAUGUGUCAACACAAAACAGCAGUAAGAUGAUCAAUACGAAACACUGCAGUUAUUUGAAAGUCUUUUAACAAUAAUUAAAAAUCAUUGAUUUAGUUUUACAUUGGCAUUACACAUUAGUAAAAAAAAUGCAGGCAGAGGGAGGGGGGAUGCAAAAGGUAAGUUGGUUGUGCGGACGUCCUUUGUGGACAACCCCUAUCCUGAGCCGUGAUUUGUGAAUGCCCUCUUUUUGGUUAAGCCUCUGCCCAUAACUCACCACCACCCCCCACUCCCCGGCAAGGAUCGAUUUCUUUAAAAAAAAAAACAACAACAAAUACAAAAACUUUGACAUAGUGCAAAUCCUGUCCCAGGCGCAUUGUGCAAUGGUUUCUGUGAGAAAACGUCGCGUUUUACCCUGAGAAUAGCACAUGCCAUGCCAUUCUGGAAACAAAUUCCGUCAUGAAAAGGGUAAACGCAGACCUAUGGCUUUGCUAUACAGUUUGCUAGCGCUCCGCAAGUUUCUAAAAUCGAGGUGUUUUCAAAAGAUUUGCUGUGAGACUGAGUGUUGUGAAUGAACCUUUAAUAUCGUAUGUACAUUUUGCCAAUGCAUAAGGCAUAGUGAAAGCAAGAUGGCUGAAAUACGACCAUGCACAUUAAUGACAUUAAUAUUCAUAUGCAUGAAUAUUAUUCAUACUGGUAUUUUCUUUGGGUGUUCGUAAAAGUAAAAUGUAAAUAUUCAAGUACACGAAGAAUGUUGAAAUACAAUAGAAUAUCAGUCACUUAGUAUUCAUAAUGUUUCUGUUAUACAUGAUCAUCAUGUAUUACAUGCGCUUUCAGAAACAUUUGUUUUCAAAUGUCUAAAGUCUUAUUACUAAAGUUAUCGGUAUUUUCAAAGUCAAAGGCCGGUACAACUUGUUGAAACACUGACUUAUAUAUAUAAAUAAAUAUAUAAAGUGUUUCUAAUAUAAUAUUUAAACAUAUAUUUAAAUUGUUAAAAUUGCUACAAAAUAUUUUAAAACUAAAAUGGGAGGAAAAAAACUCGAUCCCCUACUGAGAAUUGAUCUCAAACUAUAUUAUCGCCAAGCGUCCACUCUACCACUUGACCACACAAGAUCUUCUCUAACAAGUAUAUCUUAAAACCAGGCCAAUGGUAAAUUUUUGCCGCGGUGUACCCAGGCCAAAGCCCACGAUUUCACUAGGUACACCGCCGCGGUUUACGCAGGCCAAAGCCGAUGGUUUCGCUAGGUACACCGCCGCGGUGUACGCAUCCACUUCGUACAUUAUUAUGUUUAAAACUUUAAAAAUAAAAGUAAAUGUGUGUAAUUUCAAAACUAAAAAUGCAAUAAUUAUGUAUCUGAAUUCUUUUUAAUAACAUUAUUAUGCUGUUGCUAAUCAAUAAUGAGUAUUUCUUACCAUUAAUGCAACUUUUUUUUAUAAUCGAACAUUUGUCUGCGAGCCAGAUGCAGCCAUCAAUAGAGCCAUAUCUGGCUCGCGAGCCAUAGGUUCCUGACCCCUGUCCUAAGGACUUUAUUUGUAAAGUUUAUCAAUUUCAUUUUUCUGGAUUUUAUAAAAAGUGGUGUUAUGUUGUUUCUUUCGGUAAUAUUUUAAACCCCCCCCCCCUUCCUUUUUUACCUUUGGUAAUGUCUACACGUCCGGAGCGCAAUCUGCACUAUUUGUCCGGCGACCAAUUCACAUGACCGCCGGAAGAAUACUUUAUCGAGAUAUUCGUCCGGCGACCAAGUCACAUGACCGCCGUAACAAAGUGGCGAGAGAUAUUUGUCCGUCAGCCUUGUCACGUGACCGUGAAUGAUUCAAAACUAUUGUUAAUCUUAAAAUCUAUUUCUCUACCAAGCAAUGUACUGAGUAUCUUGCAAACAAAUAACCAAAAAAAAUACUUGGGUAUAUUACCAAAACAAAGUGGGGGUUAAGUAAUUAUGCAUUCUGGAAGGAAGCACUGCUGAGAGGGAGGGAAUUACAGUAAUAAAAAAUAUGAAUGCUAAAAAAAUAAUAGUGAGGGUGAUAAAUAAUUAAGUUUAAUGGCGGGGGGGGGGGGAGCCGAUAGUUUAAAAAAAAAUAGACCUACAUUUUAACAUAUACUGAAAUUAAAAAAGGGGAUGAUAGUUUUUAUAAAGUAAAAUGUUGUGGGUUUUUUUUUUUGGUACUUUCUACAAUUACAGUGGAAUAGCACUAUUGUCAAGUUUUAAAAUGUAUUAUAUUUGGAAAUCUUUAAUUUUUUGUUGAAAGCUAAGAUGUGUUAUUUUAAAAUUUAAACUUACCGUAUUUUUCGGCGUAUAAGACGACUUUUUAACCCAUGAAAAUCUUUUCAAAAGUCGGAGGUCGUCUUAUACGCCCGGUGUCGUCUUAUGAGCUGGUAUACAACCCAAACCCUAGAUUUUAACAGGAAAAUACGGUACGUUAAAUUCUGCUAUAUCAACUAUUGAAUAUUUCUUGUGCAGGAGUAAACAAAUACAUUGCAGCUGAGUGAUAUGUGCCUGGAAAUGUUUAACUCGUACCUAAAAUUUCUUAAUUUUGAUUCAUGGGUUUUUUUUAGCCUGUAUUCGCAUAAGCUUCUAAAUUACAUUCAGUUUUGUCUAUCAGUGAUAAGUUUAUUUAUUACAAAAUUUACAUGGAUCAUCACUAACUGCAAUCUGUUUCCAGCAAACAAUUAAUAAAAUAAUAGUCACAUAAGGCAUGAGCCCUUGGUAAUUUUGUUAAUAUUUAUCUUCAGGAAUUAUUUAUUCAGGCACUGGCUAAAUUCUCCUACCAACAGAGCAGCAGCAAAUCAUCACUACAAUAUAAAGACCUGGCGGAAAUUGUUAAUUCAGAGGAUACUUUGCAGUUUCUACAUGGUAACCAACCAUUUAUUGUCUUGAGAUAUGAAAUGUUUUAAUUUUUUUCUUUAAAUAGUAGAGCCAGGUAUGUGAAAGCUUGAAUCAAAAGACAGGACAGUAAGAUGUGAACGUUUUAACUAAGAGCCUUCCUCAGCAAACCAGACAAAGUAUAAUACGACAAGAAACAGAGCACUUGCAUUUUUAACUGUGCACUGUUUCUUGUCGUAUUUUCAUUUGAAUGUAGUCCUUCAUUUAUUAUCUAAUUAUUUUCAUGUGAAAGUCUGAUGUACAUUGAGAUACAUAUUAUUUAAUCUAUGUUCUUCUUAUUUACCUAAUUUAAUUGAAAUAAAUAAUAUAUUUACCAACAAUUUUUUUUAAGAACUGAGAUUAGGAAUAUUUGACAAUGGCAAUCUGUAAACUCUCAAAGUAAUUUAUGCUAACUGGUUAUCAAUUUUUUUAUUUGAUAUGAUUGUGUUACUUACAUGGGCUCUUAAACUUCUUUGUUCCAUGUCUUUUCUGGUCAGAUUAAGGCUACAGACCCCUUCUUAGAGAAGUGUUUUUACAUACCGGGUACAUAAAAUUGCAAAAAAAAAAUGCAGAAAAUGGAACUUCUAACAGCAUUUCAUGGAGCCCUGUAAUAACUCCUUAAAAUUGGUAAUUGUUCGACUAUCUGAAAACUCAAACCUAUUGCAUGUGGAUGGCUACAAAAACCCUGGGAUUAUUCAUUUUUUAUUUUACAGAUAUUGUUCCAAGGAAAAUCAAGGCGAAACAGUACCUAAAAAUGUUGAGAGAGCAAGAUGAGGAUGACUGAACUGUAAUUACUUGUGAAUAUUGUGUAGGAAUUGUAUGGCUAUGAAUGAUAUAUUAGAAGUACUUGCAAAUGGAAAAAAGGAAUGUAUUUUUUUUCUGACCGAGGUAAAUGAUUUGUAAGAAAGAACAUGCAAGAUUAUAUAUUUCAUUGCAUAUGUUAAGAAAAUUGAUUCUUGAACAGUUUACGCUGAAAAGAACCUGCAACUUUUAAAAUUCUUUACCCCCCCACCCCCCGAAAAUUUAGAGAAUAAACAAAAACUAUUUAAUGCAGUGCAGAUUAGAAAUUCAUGUAAUUGAGGACAAACACUCCUAGAGUGACUCCUAAUUCCUUUGUUGAAGACAUUAAACAGAAGAUAGGAAAUUUUACUGAAAAAUAACACAAAUAAUAAAAAUAAAUUCCAGCUUUAAUAGUCCUAUAAUUUGACACCUUUGACCUCAUUUCAUAAGAUGCAUACAGAUUUAAAAACAGGUUCAUUUUUAUACUGUACUUGUUAUUUGUUGAAUAAUGUAAAUAAAAAAGGGGAAAAAAUCAAGCAUUGGGUAUUUUAACUUUUAUCAUUCAUAUUUUAUCUUCUUUCAUCUGAUGCUCACAAAUGAUAAGUAAACUCUUGUUAAUUGGAGGUAAUCUUGACCAAUUAACAACAUAAUACAGAGAUUCUCAAACUUCGAACAUGUACCUUUGGUGGUAGUAAUACAUAAGAUUGCUCAGGUGCUACAAUGAAUAUAACGUAACAAAAAUUAGUUUAACAAAAAGACAAAUGAGUAAUAUGCUGUAAAUUAACUUUUGGCCAUUGACGUAAGUGGUACAACAUUCCAUAAAGUUUGAGAGCACCUGAUACAACCCCACAUUAAAAAAUCACCACUCACACACAGCUUUGUAUCAAGCUCUGCUUUCAAAUUAACAUACAUUCUAGUGGAUGACAGUAACAUGCAAAGUACAUAUUAAACGUAGCACAUUUGUCAAUCCUUUCCUGUGUGUUUAAAGAAAUAUCUUCGGAUGGUUAAUUGACCCACUACCCAUCAUCUUAUUGAACUGAAACUUGGGACAUAGACUCGUAACCAUUACAAUUAGACUUGUAACCAUUACAAACCCAUUCAAUAAACAACCCCCCUCACCCCACAGUUUUUCUUGUUAUUCAAGGGAAGAUAAAUGAUAAAUGCAAUAUGAUUUGUUCAAUGGAUUUGUGCUUUGGUUUGGAGAUUGUGUAGCCGUUGCUAUGCGCUUGGUAAUUGUGUCAUAUUUGGGUAAGCAGUAAAAAUAAAAUGUGUUUUUGAAUGGGAAAAUGAAGGAAAUAAGAAGUGUGAAUUCACCAGAAGUUUACCCAUUUACAUAACCGCUUCUUAAUACUUUAUAAAUCACGUGCAAUUACUUAAGUGC